AUGUCUUCCGAAGACGACUACGACUACACCCAACACUCGACCGCCAACACCCAGGAGAAAUACUCUUUCCUCUACCCCAUCGGCGCGGGCUCCUCGUCAGGCUCCACGGACUACUCGUCGUUUCGCGAAGUCGCAUUUCUCGACCGCUACCGCGAGAAUGUGUCCAUCCCCCCGGACGGGUACGCGAGACACAGAGAGGAGAAGCAAGUCGCGAGCGCGGACAAUGAUCGCGCGGCGCGGGAUCGGGAGGGUGCCGGCUCAGAGGGCAGGGAUUGGGCGUACACAAGGUCGGACUGGAGACAUUGGGAUUCGAAGCGUCAUGGCUAA
Molecule: messenger RNA, 327 nt
Organism: Fonsecaea nubica
Lineage: Eukaryota; Fungi; Ascomycota; Eurotiomycetes; Chaetothyriales; Herpotrichiellaceae
Exons: 1
Coding region: 1-327 (108 amino acids)
Source: RefSeq, a predicted model, not a curated record